AUGCCGCCCCCAAAAUCCAUCUACGGCAGGUACAGUACCACAGUACCAGAGAACACACCUGCCAGCAUCGCUCAAGGGGAACGGCUGCGAGGAAUAGACUGCUCACCCUGCUUCUGCAGGCCUUUUUAUUCAACGGCGUACACCGCUUGGAAUUUUGCUCCUGUUGACAUCCGUUUUGAAGACUUCGCUGAGAGAAUGGUGAAGCAAAUCCCUGGGUUCUAUUAUGAUCCCGAAAAGAAAAAGUAUUUCAGGAUCCAAGCAAAUCAUCUCGCCCCUGCGGGGUCUCAAUACUCCAGAGACGCUGUCAAGAAGCGGGAGCAUCAGAAAAAGCAACAUGAGCGGCGUAUCACUUUUGGACGUCGAACUGCAAAGGAGAGGGUUAAAAGGGCAGGAUGCCUCACUCAUCCUUUAACUCGAGUGGGAACAGAGGUUGGCGAGCAGCUCAUGCCGGGAUUCGCCAUGCAAGCGCGGCAAGGCAAAGCAUAUGCGAGUCAGCUGCAACGAAGGGAGCUGUGCAAAUUUAGCAGGGAUGGGUCGGAGCUUCCUAUCGCUGAUUUCGCCCGCCAUGAUCGUUCUGGCGUCAUAGUCGCUGGUAUGUGUCUGACACCAAGACAGCGCAUUCGUAUCAUCUCACUCACAGCAGUCAAGGUAUCAACCAGGGAAAUACGUCACAGAAUUUGCCCUCCGUACUCCGGCGACGCUGAUAAAUGGUCGUACCAACCGGCAAGGGAGGCAGUUAUCUCUGUAGAGCAGUACAGGAUGUCUUCCAUUUCCUUGAGUCAUACAGGCUACUUUUUGAUGACUAUGGACAGUGGUCCAAAAGGAGAUUCGUGCCUGGUGACAAGAUUUCUGCCGGAUCCCGAAGUCUAUGGCGCUUAUCCUUGGUCCUAUAAUCAGGUUGUUGCUGCGAGUAAUAGGGUCCGUGACAAGGGGACCUUGUGGUGCUCGGCCGCUCGUCCGACUGGAGAAAAGCCGUAUUGGGCGAUUGGCACGUCUGAUGGCUUGCAUGUAAUGGAGGGACAACAGGGUCAUUGGGUUCUGGGUAAAAGGCGCAUGCCUGGCGGAAGGGCAUGGGAUAUUACGGCCGUCGAGUGGCUCACAUCGGACGUCAUUGUCUCGGGGCUUCGAAAUUCAGCCAUCCUUUUGUAUGAUAUCCGCAGCAACGGCUGGUCUGAGCGGCUCCAACAUGCGCAUUCCGUGGCCAAGGUUCGCAAGGUCGAUGAGUAUCGAUUGGUGGUGGCGGGUUACAAGUCGCUGGAGAUGUAUGAUCUUCGAUAUCCGAAAAACGGCAUGCAAACGAAGCCCAGACCAAAUGCUAAAGGCCACACCUCGACUAAGCCUUACCUCUCCUUUCCGGAUUAUGACAGCGAGCUGAUGCACCAGAUUGACAUCAGUCAAGAACUUGGGCUGCUGGCUAGUUGUACCGAUUAUCACAAAAUCCAGCUGUACUCCCUCGCCGAUGGCUCGCUUGUGCCGUCUCCUGUAUCCAGUUAUCAACAUUUCCAUCCUAUCUCUCGCAUCUGCUUCGAAAACGGCGAUUAUCCCGUCAGGGACGGACAGGCGUCCCGCUUACUGGUCAGUUCCGGUGCUGUGAUUGAGGAGUGGACGUGGUGA
This is a messenger RNA of Rasamsonia emersonii CBS 393.64, 1614 nucleotides long. RefSeq lists its product as uncharacterized. The coding region runs from base 1 to 1614 and encodes 537 amino acids. Gene Ontology annotation, cellular component: Cul4-RING E3 ubiquitin ligase complex. The transcript has 10 exons. Lineage: Eukaryota; Fungi; Ascomycota; Eurotiomycetes; Eurotiales; Trichocomaceae. Gene Ontology annotation, molecular function: protein binding. The record is from RefSeq and is a predicted model, not a curated record.